AUGAUUAAAGAAGAAACUCAUGUACAAGGCUUCUCUACAAACAGCAAAGAUAUUCUUCAAUCUGGCAAUCUGAUCAGCCAACAGGAGGAACCAUUGAAAGUUACAUACAAAGAAAUAGAAGUGCACUCUGAUUACGAUGAGCAUGAGAAUGCUGGUGUAAGUAUAACAGAAAACAGCCUGCAACCUUCAGAUGUGAGCGUUACAAAGAAGACAUUUGAAAAUUCCUCUGCAAAUAUUAAAGUUGAAAAUUAUGAACAGGUUACAGGAGUGACUGCUUCAGGAUAUAGGAAGCAUCAGACUGAUCUCAUGUCUCUGAGUGAUGAAAUUCAGCGAUCAUCCCAUCAGAACUCUGAUACAAGUGCAAGAUCAUCCCAUCAGAACUCUGAUACAAGUGCAAGAUCAUCCCAUCAGAACUCUGAUACAGAUGCUAGUUCAUCCCAUCAGAACUCUGAUAUAGGUGCAGGAUUGUCCCAUCAGGACUCUGAAACAGAUGCAAGAUCAUCCCGUCAGAACUCUGAUACAGGUGCCAGAUUGUCCCAUCAGAACUCUGAUACAGGUGCCAGAUUGUCCUAUCAGAACUCUGAUAUAGGUGCAGGAUCAUCAAAUCAGAACUCUGAUACAGGUGCAAGAUCAUCUUUGCUGUCAGCUCCAGAUACAGGAUCAUUGACUGGGGUCAUGCCAGAUUUCCAGGAGCUCUCUCUUUUGAGUGACAAAUGGGAUCCGUCGAUACAACCUGAUGAAAUACCUCUCAAUUCCCAACAUUCUGACCCUCAUUCAGGCUCAUCAGAUCUAGAGCAAACUCCAGAGGAUCCUCAUUCAAGCCCAUCAAACCAACAACAAACCGUAAAUAAGUUGAUGUUGAAUGUAACAUCUUCACUGUCCAAUCAACACCCAGAUCCACACUCAAGCCCAUCAGACUUUCAGCAAACUCCAUUUAAUCCUCACCCAAGCUCAUCAGACUUACAGCAGGCUUCAAACAGAACUUCCCAGCAACACUUUAAUCCUCACCCAAGCUCGUCAGACUUACAGCAGACUUCAAAUAGAACUUUCCAGCAAGACUUCAAUCCUCACCCAAGCUCAUCAGACUUACAGCAGACUUCAAAUAAUUCUAACUCAAGCUCAUCACACCAACAUCAAACUCUAAACAAGAUGUUGAAUGUAGCGUCCUUUCUGUCCCAUCAAUCUCCACUUCCAAAUAGCAGUCUGACAGAUACAACUUCUAACAAAUCCGCACAUUAUUACUUUGAUGGUUCUAGUGGUUACUGCUAUUGUUGUUCUAUUGAACUAACAUCUCUUCAGCAUGCAAAUCAACAUCUACACGGCCAGAAACAUAAAAAGAGGUCGGAGCAAUGGGAAUUGACAUCGGCACUUCAGAAUGGACCAUCUCAGCAAACCCCGGCACCGACCCAGCAGUUUUCACCUCCAAAUGGCAAUUUAGCAAAUCUUGCUUCCAACAAAUCCGCACCAUAUUACUUUGAUGGUUCUAAAGGCUACUGCUAUUGCUGUACUGUGGAGCUGACAUCUGUUCAGCAUGCAAACCAACACUUAUAUGGCCAGAGGCAUAAGAAGAGGUCAGAGCAAUGGGAGUUGACAUCAGCACUUAAAAAUGAACCAUCUCCGCAAACCCAGGCCCUUCCAGAACAGCAAGUCCAACAUCCUACUGAAGACAGCUCUUAUUAUUUUAACGGUGACCGAGGUUUUUGCCAUGUCUGCAACAUUGAAUUAACUUCCUUUCAGCAUGCACAACAACACAUUUCUGGGAAACCACAUAAGCGUACAAAAGAAAGAUUUAACAGGACUCAAAAUGGAAUUGCAUAUCCUUUAAAUUGCCAGAUUUGCAGUAAGAUCUUUACAGGCCAGGAAAGUGCACAGCAGCAUUUCACUUCUGCCAACCAUAAAAUUAAGGCUGAAGUUUUGAAUGAAUCAGUUAAAGUUUUGACAGUUGUAGAUGAAGGGCGAGUUGUCAUGAAAGAUGGCCAAGUUUGGCAUGUGUGUGAUCUUUGUAAAGUGGCCAUGAACUCAAGAGAACAAUUUUUAUUUCACAAAGAGUCUUUAAAACACAAAAGAGAAUGUGAAAAUUCUAAGAAUAGAAUUUCAUUUUCUGAAAAUGGCCCUGUUGAAUUUAUAAACAAUGCAGUGUUGCAGGAUCCGUCAAAUUACAUCUACAAAACAUCCAGCUGUACAAGCAGUUCUAGAGCUUCGAGUGUGGAAACAGUUCAAGAGGAGCUGGACACUGCUGCUCUUAGAUACUCACAAGCCAAAUUUGAAGAUCAACAGAUUCAAGGUGGGGCCAACAGGCAGAAAGUGUUGGAUGAAAAUCGCCAUUAUCUGAUGUAUUCGCAAGCCCCAGUCGUCAGUGCUGUGUCCAACUCAUCAUCGGCCUUAAAUCAGACUUCAGGUUCUAAAAGUAACGCUGAUGGCAGGAGCCAGGGUCAGCAUAGGCAGACAGGUCUAGGUUCUGUUUCAUCAGAUCAUUCCAAAGAGCCAGCACAACCUACAUCGGCAGAAGCCAGUUCUGCUAACUCACAAAUAUAUGACGACUUUUGGCAGUCUCUCCGAGCUGACGGCGGGCACAAUGCUGGUUUGGGUUUUACACCAACUCCACAAAUGAGGGGUGGAGCUAUCUUGGCAAACUCUUCUGGUGGACGUUCUCAGUCGUACAGUGGUGCGGGUACACAUUUCUCAGAUCCUCAUUCUAGUGGGUCGGGUACUCCCAUCUCAAAUCCUCAGUAUAGUGGGUCCAUUAAUCAGGGGGCCACAGGUUUCUCUUUAGACGAUAACACUGAAGAUGACCUCGAUUCAGGACAGAAUCACUUGAAUUCUGCAUCUGGAGAUGACAGUUUCUCAAAUCCUGACAAUCUUGGUAAUGUCAUCAUGAAACCUAGGCCAUCUAAAAGUCGAGGCCGCGGAAACGAAAGAUUAAGAAAUGGUGUGUUAUCCUUAGACAAAAAGGAAUUUGACGAUGAUUUUGACAAUGGGUAUGAAGAGGAGAAUAGAGAUGAUUUAAAUAUUAUUGAAGAGGUGCCACCUGAAGUACCCACACCUCCAGCAGAACCAAUGAGGAGUGGCAAGCCUGGUUUUCGCUACUACUGUCCCAUCUGUAACAAGCAUAUGAACACCAGAGAGGCCUACGAAACACACGCCCAGGGAAAGUACCAUAUCUACAUGUUGUCCAGUUGCCCAGCUCCGGUUCGCAAGCUUGAGCCGAUUUGCAAGAUAAACAGGGAUGAGGGAGAUGUACUGUCAAGAGUGUGGGAUAUCAUCAGUAAACAACUCAAUAUCCAACCCAGGGUCUAUCAGAUUGAACUUGUCCUAAAGGCUAUGAAAGGAGACUGCAUUAUAUAUUUGCCUACAGGUACUGGGAAAACACUGGUGGCAGUUCUAACAAUGGGCCUGAUGCUUCAGGAUAACCCAUCUCGCCCAGUUCUCUUCCUUGUGGACAAAGUGUUGUUGGUGAUGCAGCAGGCGCAGUAUAUCAUCAGACAUUUUGCUGGGACACUGUUUAAAAGACAAGAUGGCCCCCUGGGGAGCCCACCUGUGACCCGUGAGUUGCAGGUCAAGCCAAUCUGUGGUGGGAUGACCACAAAAACUGAUCUUCCAGUUUGGAAACAUGACAUCGUCGUAACCACUGCAGCAUAUUGUGCCAACAUGCUAGAACGGAAACAGAUACGAUGGGAGGACUUCUCGCUGGUGGUACUUGAUGAGGUUCACCAUUGUGGCAAGGGCCAUCCCUACCACAAACUGAUGAGCACCUACCAUUGUAGCCUUCCUGAGCAUGCCAGGGCAAAGGUUCUGGGUCUGACAGCAUCGCCAGCUGGGAAGUCCACGGUGGAACAGACAUACACCAUGCUAAAGAGUCUUCUAGCAAAUCUUGGUGGAGCCUCUGUAGCUGUAGUGGAGGAGGAGAACGACUGCCUGGACCAUUACCAGUCUAUGGCCAAAGUCAAGCCCAUUUGUGUGCCCAUGUCCAGCAAGGAGAAGGAUUUCAAAGGGCGUCUGUUGGAGUAUAUUGUCCUGUGUUACUCCCAGCUGGCUUUGAUGACCCAUAACUUGCGGAGUGAUGAACCACCGUGUUCUUUCUUUCUUGAUGCAGUCCGUAAACCAGGGGAUAGAGAGGUGGCCUCACAGCUGGCAGAAAAGUUCAUGAAGGACCCAGAGCCUCUGUCAGAAGUGCUAGAUGUGAUUUUUAAAGCUAGAUGCAUUGAUGAGGUGGAUGUGACGGGCAGGAACCGGUUUGAUAAUCUGAGACUUCACAUCUGCCAGCUGCUGUUGAUCAUCCCAGAAGUUGGUUCUGGUGCUGACAUUGAGGAACUGUUGGGACAUCUGUCUCCUUCAGGCAUAACUGAGGAAUUUAAAAAAAUGGGCUUGCCAUGUGAUCAAAUCUAUGAGCGUGCGGUUCUUUUUGCUAAUGAUGGCAACAAUGACCUGACCAUGUUUUCCAAGCUGGUAGAGACUUUGCAGGAUCCAGAUUUAAUCAGCUGGGCAGACACAUCCAGCCGAGCUCUUGUGCUUGUGAGGGAAAGAAAGCGGGCCAGACAGUAUUGCCUGAAACUGAGAGCACAUCCUAUGGUGGAGAAGAAAAACCUACGAGUGGGACACAUCGUAGGGCAUGGCAAGGGAGCUAAAGAUGGAGGAAUGGAUGUCAAGAAGCAGCGGAAGGUCUUUGAUAAUCAUGAAAAGUACCAUAUCCUAGUGGCAACCUCUAUCAUGGAGGAAGGUAUCGACAUUCAAGCUCUACAGCUGGUAGUUUGCAUGAACCCACCAAACAGUUUGCGAGCCCUGGUACAGAUGCGUGGCAGAGCACGUAGGCAGGGCAGCCAUUUUGUGGUCCUGUGCAGCAGUCAGGAGGAUGUUGAUAAGCUGAACAGUCUUCAAAAGCAAGAGCAGAACAUGCAGCAGGCAGCCAAGCGGUGUCUAGAGGAAUCAAAGUAG
Candidula unifasciata is the source of this 4932-nucleotide messenger RNA. The record is from the annotation of a GenBank genome assembly. Lineage: Eukaryota; Metazoa; Mollusca; Gastropoda; Stylommatophora; Geomitridae.